AUGGACCUGAACCUCGACGAAAACCUGAAACCAACCGACCAAGACACCCAGGAUGCCAACGACCUGGCAGAAUUCGGCCAUGAGCAAAUGCUCGCUCGCAAGUUCAACAUCUGGAGCAUGCUAGCGCUGGCAUUUUGCGUGCUGGGAACAUGGUCUACAUUCGCACAAGACCUUUCCGAUGGUUUGGUGAACGGAGGUCCCGUCUCCAUCCUCUGGGGGCUGGCCCUCGUCACAUUCUGCAACACGUGUGUCGCGGUCUCGCUGGGCGAGAUUUGCAGCAGCAUGCCAACUGCCCUAGGACAGGCGUACUGGGUUUACCGUCUUUGGGACUCACAGUUUGGACGGUUUCUCUCGUACAUGUGUGCUUGGAUCAAUGUUUUCGGGUGGUGGACAUUGGCCGCCUCCCAGAUGGCUUUCAUGACCAAUUUCCUUCUCGGAAUGAAGGUCAUGUUCAACCCGGGCUGGACGGGUGCAUCGACUGGGUGGCUCGAGUUUGUUAUUUAUAUUGGAUGCGUUUUUGUCGUCACGUUGAUCAAUGUGUUUGGUUGUCGUAGGGAGCAGUUCUUGCCAUGGCUGAACGGUUUUGUCGGAGUCUGGUUUUGUGGUCUAUUUUUUGUCUUUUGUCUUGCCCUGCUCAUUUCGGUGGGCACGAAAGAGAGUCUCUCAUACCAGCCGGCCUCCUUCGUCUUUGGAAAGUGGAGCAACGAAACCGGCUGGCCCGAUGGCGUCGUCUGGUUUAUUGGCCUAGUUCAGGCUGCGUAUGGGCUUACUGCCUUCGACGCUGUCAUUCACAUGGUGGAAGAGAUCCCUGCACCACGCAAGAACGCCCCCAAAGUGAUAUAUCUCGCCGUGAUAUCUGGAGCAAUCAGCGGCUUCAUCCUGAUGCUUGUGUGCCUCUUCUGUAUUCAGAAUGUGAAGACAAUAGUCGACUCGCCGAGCGGUCUACCAUUCAUGCAGCUCGUCCAGGAAACGGUUGGACAGACAGGGGGCGCCGUGCUCAUGGCCUUGUUUAUCAUGAACGGCCUCGGUCAGGGCAUAAGCAUCGCGACGACCGCGUCUCGCAUGACCUGGGGCUUCGCUCGCGACGGUGGACUCCCUUUCAGCACAUACCUGUGCCAGGUGAGUCCCUACUGGAGAGCCCCAGUCAGGGCGCUCUGGUUCCAAGGAGCUAUCAUAGGCCUGGUUGGAGUGCUAUUUCUCUUCGCAGAGACAGUGUUGAACGCAAUCCUUAGCGUUAGCACGAUUGCCCUGACGAUCUCGUACGGCUUGCCCAUCAUGACUCUGCUAUUGAUGGGCCGCGACAAGCUGCCACUUGGAGGCCAAUUCCGCCUUGGGAGAUUGGGUGCAUCGGUGAACUGGGUCUCUCUGGUCUAUUGCUGUGUGACGACUGUCUUCUUUUUCUUCCCGAGUGUCCCCAACCCGUCGGGAGGUGACAUGAAUUACGCCAUUGCUGUAUUCGGAGUGAUGCUUGUCAUCGCUGUGUCAUUCUGGUUUGUGCAGGGGAGCCGCACCUAUCUGAACACCGAGGAGUCCAGUCCUCAUGUGAUUCAGGCGCACGCAAUUGCGAGUGAGCCAUUGCCACGUGUGCCCAUGAAGAAGGACUGA
Penicillium bovifimosum is the source of this 1605-nucleotide messenger RNA. RefSeq lists its product as uncharacterized. The record is from RefSeq and is a predicted model, not a curated record. Bases 1 to 1605 code for a protein of 534 amino acids. The transcript has a single exon. Gene Ontology annotation, biological process: amino acid transport; transmembrane transport. NCBI's taxonomy places the organism in Eukaryota, Fungi, Ascomycota, Eurotiomycetes, Eurotiales, Aspergillaceae. Gene Ontology annotation, molecular function: transmembrane transporter activity. Gene Ontology annotation, cellular component: membrane.